This is a messenger RNA of Talpa occidentalis (Iberian mole), 1059 nucleotides long. Its product is annotated as saoe class I histocompatibility antigen, A alpha chain-like. Gene Ontology annotation, biological process: immune response; positive regulation of T cell mediated cytotoxicity; antigen processing and presentation of endogenous peptide antigen via MHC class I via ER pathway, TAP-independent. Lineage: Eukaryota; Metazoa; Chordata; Mammalia; Eulipotyphla; Talpidae. The coding region runs from base 40 to 1023 and encodes 327 amino acids. The transcript has 5 exons. Gene Ontology annotation, molecular function: peptide antigen binding; signaling receptor binding. Gene Ontology annotation, cellular component: external side of plasma membrane. The record is from RefSeq and is a predicted model, not a curated record.
AGUGUGGACUCAGUCUCCCCAGACCCAAGAGCACCCGUCAUGAGGCCCCCAACCCUCCUGCUGCUGCUCUCAGGAGCCCUGGCCCUGACAGAGACCCUGGCAGGCUCCCACUCCCUGAGGUAUUUCUCCACCGCGAUGUCCCGGCCCGGCCUCGGGGAGCCCCGCUUCAUCGCCGUGGGCUCCGUGGACGACACGCAGUUCGCGCGGUUCGACAGCGCCGCGGCGGGGCCGAGGAUGCAGCCGCGGGCGCCCUGGAUGGCGCAGGAGGGCCCGGGGUACUGGGAGGAGGAGACGCGGAGAUCGAAGGCCAACGCGCAGAUGUUCCGAGUCAGCCUGAACAACCUGCGCGGCUACUACAACCAGAGCGCGGCCGGCUCUCACACCCUCCAGGGGAUGCACGGCUGCGACGUGGGGCCCGACGGGCGCCUCCUCCGCGGGUACAGUCAGUUCGCCUACGACGGCGCCGAUUACCUGGCCCUGAACGGGGACCUGCGCUCCUGGACCGCGGCGGACAUGGCCGCGCAGAUCUCCCGGCGCAAGUGGGAGGCUGAGGGAGUGGCGGAGCGAUUCAGGAACUACCUGGAGGACACAUGCGUGGAGUGGCUGCGCAGAUACCUGGAGCACGGGAAGGACACGCUGCAGCGCGUAGAGGCCCCAAAGACACAGGUGACCCGCCUCCCCACCUCUGACCAGAAGGUCACCCUGAGGUGCUGGGCCCUUGGCUUCUACCCUGCGGACAUCACCCUGACCUGGCAGCGAGAUGGGAAAGACCUGACCCAGGAGAUGGAGCUGGUGGAGACCAGGCCUGGGGGGGAUGAAAACUUCCAGAAGUGGGCAGCUGUGGUGGUGCCUUCUGGAGAGGAGCAGAGAUACACGUGCCAUGUGCAGCAUGAGGGGCUGCUGGAGCCCCAAUUCCUGACUUGGGAUCCCUCUCUUCAGCCCCUCGACUCCGCUGUGGACAUCGUUGCUGCCCUGGUUCUCCUUGGAGCUGCGCUCACUGGAGUUGCACUGGUGCAGCUGUGAUGUGGAGGAAGAAGCGCUCAGAUAGGGAAGGAAGUG